Messenger RNA from Rhagoletis zephyria (snowberry fruit fly), 2334 nucleotides. The record is from RefSeq and is a predicted model, not a curated record. NCBI's taxonomy places the organism in Eukaryota, Metazoa, Arthropoda, Insecta, Diptera, Tephritidae.
AUGGACGACGAUCUUAAUCAGGUGUCAUUACUUUCCAAGGUGGAGAAUGUCCGCUUCCUGUACCGGUAUCCGGCCACGUCGAACACGGCCACCAUUGGCACCCUCUACCUCACCGCAACCCACCUCAUCUUUGUCGAUCCUGAACUGAAACGUGAGACCUGGAUUCUGCACUCUUUGAUAGCCUCUGUGGAAAAGUUGCCCAUCACCACCAUCGGCUCACCGCUGUUGAUGCGGUGCAAGCACUUUCUCUGUAUCACAUUUGUUAUUCCUCGCGAGAAGGAGGCCCAUGACAUUUACCAGUCACUGAUUCAACUUUCACAGCCAAGUCGCAUAGAGAGUCUGUAUUGCUUUCAGUAUACUGCAUCAAAUGAAUUUUUUUCUCGAGAAGAUGGCUGGAAAAAGUUUUCCCUCGAAGCGGAGUUCAAGCGAAUGGGCUGUCCGAACAAUGCCUGGUCUCUUAUUACGCUUAACCAAAACUACAAGCUUUGCGAUACAUAUCCUCUCACUCUAUACGUUCCCACCAUGGCCAGCGUGUACACCAUUCAAGGAAGUGCCAACUUUCGCUCCAAGUCAAGGCUACCUGUCUUGACGUACUUGCACUCCAAUAAGGCGUCAAUCAGUCGCUGUGCACAACCUCUCGCCGGCUUUAAUGCACGGUGUGUCGAAGAUGAGCGUCUGCUUGACUGCAUUCGGCAAACUAAUCCCAACUCUAACUUGCUCUAUGUCGUUGAUACUCGUCCUAAGCUAAAUGCCAUAGUAAACAAGGCACAGGGGAAAGGCUACGAAAAUGAAAUUUACUAUGAAAACAUCAAGUUUCACUUUUUCGGCAUCGAAAACAUUCACGUGAUGAGAGGAAGUCUGCAGAAGUUAAUCGACGCCUGUGAGCUGCGUAUUCCAUCAAUGAAUUCAUUUCUCAGCGGCAUCGAAGGCAGUGGUUGGCUGCGUCACGUCAAGGCAAUUAUGGAAACGGCAUUCUUCGUGGCGAAUGCCAUUCACAUGGGCAUCAGUGUGGUGAUUCACUGCUCGGACGGCUGGGACCGCACUUCUCAGACUUGCUCCAUUGCGUCGCUCAUUCUUGACCCGUACUACCGCACCAUUGACGGCUUUCAGGCGAUGAUCGAAAAGGACUGGCUCUGCUUUGGCCACAAGUUCAGCGACCGUUGCGGACAUAUCAGCGGGGAGAACAAGGAGAUGGCCCCGGUGUUCACGCAGUUUCUCGACGUCAUCUGGCAGAUUAUGCAGCAGCAUCCCUGUGCAUUCGAGUUUAAUGAGCUCUUUCUCAUCACCAUUAACGAUUCAGUGCAUAAUGUGCAGUUUGGCACUUUUGUGGGCAAUUGCGAGGAGGAGCGGGACAAGCUGAGGUUGAAAGAGCGAACUUACUCGCUUUGGGCCUAUUUGGAUGCUCACCGAACCGAGUACACGAAUCCGCUGUACGAGGAACAUGAGGGCUUUCUUCCCAUCAGCGUUGCUCCUCAGUUUAUCAAGUUUUGGCGUGGCCUCUAUAACCGCUUCGAAGUCGGUGUUCAUCCUCGAGAUAUGUUUGCCGACGUGCUUACCGCAAAGAUGAAACACGUCGAGCAACUCAAAGAUCACAUUUUGUUUCUUGAAGAGUAUUUAAAAAAGAUGCAGUAUAAUAAAGAUAAUGCACAGAAAAACGGCGAGCCGGGCAUUGAGGUGGAGGAGGACACCUUGGAGCGACCUAGUGAGCUGAAGAAAAAGGCCCUGGGUUCAAUUGAUUUGGACGAUGUGGAGCGACCGUUGCGCGUCGUCGAAGAGUGUAUGCAUCGGCUGGAACUGCAGCACCAACUGAAAGAACAGGCCAGACAGGUGGCACGGUCCAGUGACAGCUCAGACUCUGACCUGGAAGUGGACACCUCAGAGGACACUUCAGAGUCAAACAAGAGCGAGGAGUAUGUGCUCACCGAAGCUACGCACGAUAACCCUCUUAUGGGGCGGGUUUCGCCAUCUCGGCCAAACUCUCUAAACGUUGCUAGUCUGAGCUCGUCAGCGUCAAAUAAAUUUCGAGCCACCGUCGAAAGCGAGCCAACGAUCGAAGCAGUGGGCGCUGAGACACCUCCGGCGAUUCAGGUGGCCCAGGACUGUGAUCUGAUUGCCCUCAGCUGGCAGUCCUUUCAGAAUCUGAAAGGCUGCAGCUGUUCCACCCCGCUGGAGCCGUACUCCACCAAGCUGCACUGCUACGCCUGUGGCAGAAUCUUCUGCAUUCGCUGCAUUGACAAGCGGUGCAGCAUUCCGGUGCUCUCCAGCAAGUCACUGCGUCCCGUCUGUCGCCGCUGCUUCGCCGAUAUCACGCGCUCCAACUCCAUUGACGUUUGA